AUGUCAGGCUCAACUGACAGUAUCACUGAGAAGAACUUCUUUGAGGAGGAAUUAGAUGAGGAAAAUGUGAUUUUAACCCUGGUCCCCGUUAUAGAGGAACCUAAACAAGAACUUCUAAUGGAAACAAGUGUUUCUUCAACUGCAGAUAUCAAACAUGCAGGUAUCAAACCUAAGACUCUCAGGAAAAACAUUCACCUUCCGCAAACGAAUGAACAAUUCAAAGCUUUCCCAAAGCCUAACUGUAAAAUACCACUCCUUCCCUUGCCAACCAUUUUGCCUCCGAUUAAUAAGGUUUCUCGGGACACUUUGCGAAACUGGUGCCAACAAUUUAAUUUGAGUACCGAUGGCCAGAAAAUAGAGGUUUAUUUGAGGCUCCAGAAGCAUGCAUACCCCGAACAAAAAUAUGAUGUUCCUGAAACAUUUCAGGAGGCCAGAUUGAGGCCGUGUUCCAGGAAAUGCAAAGAAGUGGCUGAUGCAAUGGGGCUGCGGAAAGGUCGUAAUAAGGUUAAGAAAGAGGACGAGGCUAAUGUAGUUGAAGUGGUAACUUCAGCUCAGGAGUCCAUGUUGGCCUCUUGGGCAAGGAUCGCUGCCAGGGCUGCUCAGCGCAAGGCUGUGAAUUCCUGUCCCAUCCCUACUUCUGUGGAGGCCUUUCUACUGCAAACCUCUGGUGUCAGGUGGUGUGUGGUUCAUGGCCAGCUUCUCUCUGCAGACGCAGCAGGCUGGGUUCGCCUGCAGUUCCAUGCAGGUCAGACCUGGGUCCCUGACACUCCCAAGAGGAUGAUUGCUCUCUUCCUGUUACCAGCCUGUACCUUUCCAUCCCCAGGACUAGAAGAUAAUAUGUUAUGCCCUGAAUGUGUAAAAAGGAAUAAGAAGAUGAUGAAAGGAUUAAUUAUGACGGGAGAGAAAAAGCAACGCAUUGUAGGAGACCAGAAGGUGCCACCUUAAGCAGUGUUGAAGUCUUAUUUUGGUCUGAAGGCAAUUGAGAAGAAACAGGAAAAAAGCUUUCUGCCUUCCCACUAUUGGCCCCAAAACAGGACAUAAAUUUUGCAAAAAUUCCUCUUUCCUUACCAGGACAAGUGGUGGACAGCUCAUGGGUAAAUUGUCAUGCAGCUUGAUAAUUGCUGGGUUGUGUCCUGACCAUCUUCA
Messenger RNA from Sciurus carolinensis (gray squirrel), 1146 nucleotides. RefSeq names its product developmental pluripotency associated 2 (gene Dppa2). The coding region runs from base 1 to 945 and encodes 314 amino acids. Gene Ontology annotation, biological process: system development. Gene Ontology annotation, cellular component: nucleus. The record is from RefSeq and is a predicted model, not a curated record. The transcript is spliced from 7 exons. Gene Ontology annotation, molecular function: chromatin binding. Lineage: Eukaryota; Metazoa; Chordata; Mammalia; Rodentia; Sciuridae.